AUGUCGCACUUAAUAACACUAGCUACCUGUAACUUAAACCAAUGGGCUCUCGACUUUGAAGGAAACAGAGAUCGGAUCUUGGAAUCCAUCAAAAUAGCCAAAGAGAGAGGUGCAAGGCUUAGAGUUGGUCCAGAGCUUGAGAUUACUGGCUAUGGAUGUUUAGACCAUUUCCUGGAAAAUGACGUGUAUUUGCACUCGUGGGAAAUGUAUGCUCAGAUCAUUAGGGCGCCAGAAACACACGAGAUACUGCUGGACAUCGGGAUGCCCGUCUUGCAUAAAAACGUUCGGUACAACUGCCGGCUGUUGUCGCUAAAUGGACAGAUUUUGUUCAUCAGGCCCAAGAUCUGGCUGGCAAACGAUGGAAACUAUCGGGAAAUGCGGUUUUUCACGCCUUGGAUGAAAACGUCGCAUGUAGAGCAGUUUCUGCUGCCUCCCUUGAUCCAGAAAAUCACAGGCCAGAGAUUCGUGCCGUUUGGAGACGCUGUGAUACGUACACUCGACACCUGUAUAGGGGCCGAAACUUGCGAGGAGCUCUUUACACCACAAUCACCCCACAUCGCGAUGUCUCUUGACGGAGUCGAAAUAAUCACCAAUUCUUCUGGCUCUCAUCACGAGUUGCGGAAACUAAAUCUCAGACUCGAUUUGAUCACAAGUGCCACUCGCCGUUGUGGUGGCGUGUACCUCUACGCCAACCAGCGUGGGUGUGAUGGGGACCGUCUGUACUACGAUGGAUGCGCCCUGAUCGCCGUGAAUGGGAAAGUCGUGGCCCAGGGAAGUCAGUUCUGCCUCAAGGACGUCGAAGUUGUUACUGCUACUGUUGAUUUGGAGGAAGUGAGAAACCACAGGGCCUCUAUUUUAUCGCGUGGCUUGCAAGCUUCCGCCAGCGACGUGAAAUACGAGAGAAUCGAAGUUGAUGAAGAGCUCGCCCCCAUGACCAACCGAUUUGAUCCAAAAAUCGCGCCCUCCAAGGAGAGACCUAUCUUUUAUCAUACCCCAGAAGAAGAAAUUGCUCUAGGCCCUGCAUGCUGGUUGUGGGAUUACUUGAGACGCUGUAAUGGUACCGGAUUUUUCUUACCGCUUUCCGGAGGUAUUGAUUCAUGUGCUACAGCUGUCAUUGUUCAUUCUAUGUGCCGCCUAGUAGUCAAAGAAUGCCGCGAAGGCAAUCUACAAGUCUUAGCAGAUGCUAGGAAACUUUCGCGCAAGGACUCUGACUGGGUUCCAGAAAGUCCUCAGGAACUGGCUGGUCUUCUAUUCUACACCUGCUUUAUGGGUACAGAAAACUCUUCGAAGGACACGAGAUCCAGAAGCCGCGAGCUUGCCAAAGAAAUCUCGUCCUAUCAUGUCGAUCUAAACAUGGACAGCUUGGUUAGCAGUGUCGUAAGUUUAUUUGAAGUAACGACCGGAAGAAAACCAAUUUUCAAGAUUUUUGGAGGAUCGCAGAUCGAAAAUUUGGCGUUACAGAACAUUCAAGCUCGUCUGCGUAUGGUUUUGGCGUAUUUGUUUGCUCAGCUUCUUCCAUGGAUUCGUCGUAUUUCGAACGCUGGUAGUCUUCUGGUCUUGGGUAGUGCUAACGUUGACGAAUGUUUGAGAGGAUAUUUGACAAAGUAUGAUUGUUCCUCAGCGGACAUCAAUCCAAUUGGUGGCAUUUCAAAAACGGACUUGAAGCGGUUUAUUGCUUACGCCUCCAAGACUUUUGAAAUGCCAAUUUUGGACGACUUUUUGACAGCAACACCAACUGCAGAACUAGAACCUAUCACAAAAGACUAUGUGCAGUCUGAUGAAAUCGACAUGGGUAUGACUUACGAGGAAUUGAGCAUUUUCGGAUAUCUAAGAAAAGUCGAGAAAUGCGGACCUUAUUCGAUGUUUUUAAAGCUUCUUCAUGAGUGGAGCCCUAGAUUGAGCCCGGCUCAAGUGGCAGAAAAAGUAAAGAGGUUUUUUUUCUUCUAUGCCAUUAACAGACACAAGCAAACCGUUAUUACGCCUAGCUACCACGCCGAGCAGUAUUCUCCUGACGACAAUCGUUUUGAUCUUAGACCAUUCCUAAUCAGUCCAAGAUUCGCGUGGGCUUCCAAAAAGAUUGAUCACAUCGUUGCUCAGUGCGAGGGUAAAGAUAUUAACGCAUUGGACGUGAUGUCUGUUGACUGA
Molecule: messenger RNA, 2145 nt
Organism: Lachancea meyersii CBS 8951
Lineage: Eukaryota; Fungi; Ascomycota; Saccharomycetes; Saccharomycetales; Saccharomycetaceae
Source: the annotation of a GenBank genome assembly